Molecule: messenger RNA, 900 nt
Organism: Mesitornis unicolor (brown roatelo)
Lineage: Eukaryota; Metazoa; Chordata; Aves; Mesitornithiformes; Mesitornithidae
Gene: TM4SF1
Product: transmembrane 4 L six family member 1
Exons: 5
Coding region: 1-900 (299 amino acids)
Cellular component (GO): membrane
Source: RefSeq, a predicted model, not a curated record
AUGUGUUUUGGAGGGCGUGCUAGAUGUAUAGGCUACAAGUUGCUCAUUCUUGCUUCGCUUUGCAUCGUGGCCAACAUUUUACUUUAUUUUCCCAACGGCGAAACAAGAUUUGCUUCAGAGCAUCAUCUCGGCAAAUACGUGGAGUGCCUUCAUGGCAUUCUAGGCGGAGGCUUUCUGGUCCUCGUCCCGGCUGUGGUAUUCAUUGGGCUCCACGAUGACAACUGCUGCGGGUGCUUUGGCCACGAGCACUGCGGGAAGAGCUGUGCGAUGCUGUCCUCUGUUCUGGCGGCCUUCAUUGGGAUCCUUGGUUCUGGGUACUGUGUCAUCAUUUCGGCACUGGGCUUGUCUCAUGGACCGUAUUGCUUUACUCACCUAGAGAGAAACUGGGCCUAUCCUUUCACUGACUCCUCUGGAGGGUACUUGUUUGAGUAUAACAAGUGGUCUGAAUGUCAGGAACCCCAAAACAUCGUGCAGUGGAACGUCACCCUCUUUUCCAUCCUCCUUGUCCUGGGAGCGAUCGAGUUCAUCCUGUGCUUUGUGCAGGUCGUCAAUGGCCUUCUGGGCGGGCUGUGCGGGCUGUGCUGCCGGCACGAGGAGAUUUGUAUUAAAAAUACCCAGCAGGUGUCAGUGGUUCUUUCCCUGCCCGCGCCGGAGCAGCGCGCUCCUGCUCAGGGUGAAGGGCAGCGGUGGCGUGAGAAGGCGGACGUGGAACGGCCAGGGCAGACCCUGGCGGAGCGGAGCCCCUGGGCGGUUUGGUGUCGGUCCCUGCGCCCCAGCCGAGGUGCGAGGGUUCAGCGGCCGCGGGUGCAGCUGCGAUCCGCUGCCUCAACCCCGGCUCUGGGCUCGCCGCUUGUUGCUGGUGGCGGCCCCAAGGACGGAGCGGGGUUCCCGUGCGGAUGA